CUGCCCCAAUGUCUCACAGUAUCUUCUCCGGCUGCUUACCAGCAUCUCCCCUCUGCAGAGACACAAACCCAUCUGAAACAAAGGAUUUUAUUUUAUUAUUUAUUUAUUUAUUUUACCUUUACUUUACUAGGCAAGUCAGUUAAGAACUAAUUCUUAUUUUCAAUGGCCUAGGAACAGUGGGUUAACUGCCUGUUCAGGGGCAGAACGACAGAUUUUGUACCUUGUCAGCUCAGGGAUUUGAACUUGCAACCUUUCGGUUACUAGUCCAAUGCUCUAACCACUAGGCUACCCUGCCGCCCCAUUCAUACAUAUCUGAUCCAAAAUCUUGUUAUGGAGAUAGACCAGAGACUUAAUGGGCUGGACUGCUCCCAUAAGAAUUUUUAUCUCAACGUAGGACACAGAGACAAUUUCUCACGGCAGUAAUGACACACUGGCGGAUGCAAAACAAACCGUGUUCUGCAGAGUCACUGAGCAAAGCCACAAUGAAACAGAAGGGGUUUUCAGAGGGCUUCUGAAAGACACUCAUGACAGUUGACUUGCAAUAACAACUAGAACCUAAAAGACAUCCACACAUAAAGACAGGAAUCAAAUCAAAAAGUGGAGCAAAGAGGAAAACAGGGAAGAUCAGAUAAAGAAUUGUUUGUCUAGAAAUAAAAUAGGGAGCGCCAACUGAAGGUGUUCACCCUCCACAUCUCUCAAGACAACUGGAGCACUGGGCCAACUGAAGGUGUUCACCCUCCACAUCUCUCAAGACAACUGGAGCACUGGGCCAACUGAAGGUGUUCACCCUCCACAUCUCUCAAGACAACUGGAGCACUGGGUCAACUGAAGGUGUUCACCCUCCACAUCUCUCAAGACAACUGGAGCACUGGGUCAACUGAAGGUGUUCACCCUCCACAUCUCUCAAGACAACUGGAGCACUGGGCCAACUGAAGGUGUUCACCCUCCACAUCUCUCAAGACAACUGGAGCACUGGGUCAACUGAAGGUGUUAACCCUCCACAUCUCUCAAGACAACUGGAGCACUGGGUCAACUGAAGGUGUUCACCCUCCACAUCUCUCAAGACAACUGGAGCACUGGGUCAACUGAAGGUGUUCACCCUCCACAUCUCUCAAGACAACUGGAGCACUGGGUCAACUGAAGGUGUUCACCCUCCACAUCUCUCAAGACAACUGGAGCACUGGGUCAACUGAAGGUGUUCACCCUCCACAUCUCUCAAGACAACUGGAGCACUGGGUCAACUGAAGGUGUUCACCCUCCACAUCUCUCAAGACAACUGGAGCACUGGGCCAACUGAAGGUGUUCACCCUCCACAUCUCUCAAGACAACUGGAGCACUGGGCCAACUGAAGGUGUUCACCCUCCACAUCUCUCAAGACAACUGGAGCACUGGGUCAACUGAAGGUGUUCACCCUCCACAUCUCUCAAGACAACUGGAGCACUGGGUCAACUGAAGGUGUUCACCCUCCACAUCUCUCAAGACAACUGGAGCACUGGGUCAACUGAAGGUGUUCACCCUCCACAUCUCUCAAGACAACUGGAGCACUGGGUCAACUGAAGGUGUUCACCCUCCACAUCUCUCAAGACAACUGGAGCACUGGGUCAACUGAAGGUGUUCACCCUCCACAUCUCUCAAGACAACUGGAGCACUGGGCCAACUGAAGGUGUUCACCCUCCACAUCUCUCAAGACAACUGGAGCACUGGGCAAGACUCGUAAAUAACACCUCAAACAGCACAGGUGAAACACCUUCCCACUAAAGAGGUGACAAACCAGCACAGGUGUAACACAUUAUGACUAACGAGGUGACGCCAAUCGGUGCGCCCUACAUGCUAACGUCCAACCUUAAAAUAUAAAUGGAAAACCAAAGCCUGUAACACAUACUAAAUAGAUUUUAGUAAGAUAUAAUACGUUUUGCUCUGAGACCAGACUAAUGGACAGCACAAACAGAUGUAGGACCAGGCUAAAUACAUAAAGUUGCCAAGGGGCAUUUCGCUACACCUGCUAAACGCAUGUAUGUGUCCAAUAAAAUGUGAUUUGAUUAGAUGUUUCUUUUUAACAAAUACCAUUUCAUUGCAGUAACUCUGAUCCAACCUAUCCAUAUGUAUUUUCAGGCCAACAUUGCGGAGGUGCAGCAGGCCAGUCUUCAGCUGCAGAGGGCCAGACCUGCUGUACUGCUAGCUCCACUGGAUGACGAAAGACACAGCAUUCAGACCACAAUGCAGUCUUUAGGGCAGAGGUGGCCCUACAACCAGCAGUACCACAGCGCUACAGUCGACCCCCAGGAGGUAGAGGCUGAGCGGAAGGCUAGGGAGGCCCAGAGGAGGGCAGCCUGGAGGACCCACGAUGGCUUCCUCUACCCAGGCUUCAGGAGUUCCAUCGAGGCCAACGAACACCCCAGACACCCCGAUGAGGCCCGCAGGGACGAGCUCAGGAAGCCUUGGAGAGAGAAUGUGCUACAUGGCAACACCCAGAGACCCACACUGCCUCAGAGAGACAUCCGACCCUGGCUACACCGCUACAAUGACAUGGAGCUCUACAUCACACCCCCACCAGUCUUGAGUCCUGUCCCCCCUGUCACAAUACACCUGGCAGGAGAGCGUCUGCAGAGGGAGCAGCUGCAGGGAGCCCAGUCUCAGUACUACCGCUGGCUGAGGAAGGUGCUGCCUGACGCAGGACACACUCCCGCGCCAAACUGCAGCCACGUGCGGGUCCCACAGUUCAGCUGCCACAUGGGCGGGGCCGACCCAGGGAAGCUGCAUGAUAUACUGAAGGAUCGACCAAUGAAAUACUCCCUCAGGAAACCUGGCCUCACCCUCAAGCCCAUGCCGGUACUGUCAGUACUGCAACAACCCCAGCAGGUCUCCAGGUCAGGCCGUAUGGCGGUGGUGAGAGAGGAGAGCUCGUCCUUCGCCCCAGGACCGUUCCCGGAACACAGUCUGAGAAGGGAUAAGAACACCAUCCCCCGACAACCCUCACACUACAACAAGUACCACUUUACGGAGUUCCUGAGGCAGAGGUCGUUCCAGUACAAGAGGUCAGCUCCUCCCCUAACAGACAAAGAGAGGCGUAUCCACGUUUUCCAGAAACACCCAGCCCCCUAUGACACCAGACAAACUGCUGGAACCAGCCAAUCACAGCCAGCCCAGAGCAUCGUAGAGACUCGGACCUAUAGGGAUGUCACCCUGCACAUCAACUGAGGAAAACCCCUUGAGUGAGUCCCAAAUGGCAGCCUAUACAGUGCACUACUUUGACCAAACGUUGGUACUGUAAAGGGAAUCGGGCGCCAUUUGAGAUGUAACCUCAGACUGAAACCACACCACUGCACUAUGGAUGACAAAUGUGAAAAAUCAACACUUUAAUAUAAUAAAUGGUCAGUAUGUUCCAACCA
Messenger RNA from Oncorhynchus keta (chum salmon), 3389 nucleotides. RefSeq lists its product as uncharacterized. The record is from RefSeq and is a predicted model, not a curated record. The coding region runs from base 2044 to 3198 and encodes 384 amino acids. The transcript has 12 exons. Lineage: Eukaryota; Metazoa; Chordata; Actinopteri; Salmoniformes; Salmonidae.